GGCGGAGGAUCUAAACUCUCCGUUCCGCGAGGGGCGUUUCUAGCGCGUCUUUCAGAAGGAGAGCGUCGGGAUCUCCAGGAUCUGUGCGUCGCGUCGCGUUGCUCUCUGCAGCUCGGCUCCGCCCGCGGCGCGGGGCGUGUCUCUGUGGGCGGGUGUUUGCGCGCGCUGCUGAUGUGAGGACGCAGGUGACGCGGCGCUCAGCUCCCAUCGGAAGACGCGCAGGACCGAGACGCGUUGCUCUCUGACGGAUACUGACAUUAUUCCGGACUGAGAUUCCAGAGAAAAGCGCAGGGAUUUGGGAAGAAGGAGAGACGGAGACGCAGGAGAGCAUUGCGAAGUUCUGGAGAAGGCUGGAAUCUGGAGGCCAGUAGAACGUUUCUCAUGUAGGAUAAGAGUAUUUGGAUGAACAUGGACAAAUGACCCGCACAUAAAGACUCAGUCAUGAGCAUCACCUGUGGUCCACAGGACUCAAGAUAGCUGCAUCCCGCCUCUCAGCAUCAGCCUGAAGGAAACCAAGAAUCACAGUGCAUCUCAGUUGGAAGCCUCUCACAGAAAACUUAAAUUGGCAACCAAGCUAAGGAUAAAGAGCAGGAAUCCCCAUCGAUCCCUCAUCACCCCCUGCCCGUGCCUGAUGCACCGACCAAUGGAGAGACUACGGAUAGAGUCUGGAUAAAGUGGAGACAGGCCCAGAAAAGAGAGAAAACAACUGAACGACUGGCCCGUCUUGGCCUUGUCUGCGAUCGUAGUCAAAGAGAAACUCUGAGUGCUAUCUCAGCUCUGUCGAGAGCAGGUUUCUGAGCUUGUAUUAUUGGGGUGGGUGAAAUGCAGUCCGGGUGCUGGUCCUCUCUCUGGCCCCUGUGGCCCUUGCUGUUGGCCGGACUCUUUCUGUCGGCUGGGGCCCUGGAGUUUGGUGGAGCCCCGGGGCAGUGGGCUCGCUACGCCCGCUGGGAGGCCGGUUCCAUCGGGGAGCUCAGCUUUAGCCUGAAGACCAAUGUGAGCAAGGCACUGGUUCUGUACCUGGACGACGGUGGGAACUGUGACUUUCUGGAGCUGAUCAUCGGCGGCGGACACCUGCAGCUGCGCUUCGCCAUCCACUGUGCCGAGCCGGCCGCCCUCCAGAUGGAGACCCGUGUCAACGAUGACCGCUGGCACAUGGUGCUGCUCACUCGCAACUACCGCGAGACCAUGCUGAUGGUGGACGGGGAGACCAAAGUGGCGGAGGUGCGUUCCAAGCGCAAGGAGAUGGCGGUCGUCAGCGACCUGUUCGUGGGGGGCAUCCCACCGGAUGUGCGUCUCUCCGCGCUCACGUCCAGCACGGUCAAGUACGAGCCUCCGUUCAUGGGUUUGAUCUCCAAUCUGAAGGUGGGCGAGAUGCCUCCCACUCUUCUCAACAGCAACGGCAUUCAUAACGAUCUGGAGUAUCUGUGCGUCAAGCAGAACCCCUGCCUCAACGGAGGAUACUGCAGCGUCCAGUUCGGCGAGGUCCACUGCGACUGCUCCCACACACGCUUCCGAGGGAAAUACUGCAAAGAAGAAGAGUACGCGGUGGAAGGUCUGGCGCACCUGACGUUAAACAGCCAAGGAGACUCGUCUCUAGUCGGGAAAGAAGAAUCGGUGGCCACCUUCAAGGGGAACGAGUUCUUCUGUUACGAUCUGUCCAUGACUCCCAUCCAGAGCAGCACGGAUGAGAUCACGCUGUCCUUCCGAACGCUCCAGCGUAACGGCCUGAUGCUUCACACCGGGAAAUCUGCAGACUACGUCAACCUGUCUCUGAAGAGCGGAGCCGUGUGGCUCGUCAUCAACCUGGGCUCCGGCGCCUUCGAGGCGCUCGUGGAACCGGUGAACGGGAAGUUUAACGACAAUGCUUGGCACGAUGUUAAAGUCACGCGAAACCUGCGACAGCACUCAGGCAUUGGACACGCUAUGGUCACCAUCUCAGUGGACGGCAUCCUGACCACCACUGGAUACACGCAGGAGGACUACACCAUGCUGGGCUCCGACGACUUCUUCUACAUCGGAGGAAGCCCAAACACGGCCGACCUGCCCGGAUCUCCUGUCAGCAACAACUUCAUGGGCUGCCUGAAAGACGUGGUGUACAAGAACAACGACUUCAAGCUGGAGCUGUCUCGUCUGGCCAUCGAGAGCGACCCUAAGAUCAGUCUGCACGGGGACCUGGUGUUCCGCUGCGAGGAUGUGGCGGCCCUCGACCCCGUGACCUUCGAGACGGCCGAGUCCUACAUCGCCCUGCCGCGCUGGGACACAAAGAAGACCAGCUCCAUCUCCUUCGACUUCCGCACCACGGAGCCCAGCGGCCUGCUGCUGUUCAGCCACGGCAAACCUCAGAGCCGAGAGCAGCGGCCCGGCCGAGAGAUGAAGACGGACUACUUCGCCAUGGAGCUGCUGGACGGCUUCCUCUACCUGCUGAUGGACAUGGGCUCCGGCAGCAUCAAGCUCAAGACCAGCAACAAGAAGGUGAACGACGGAGAGUGGUGCCACGUGGACUUCCAGAGAGAGGGACGGAGAGGCUCCAUCUCCGUCAACAGCCGCUCCAUCCCCUUCAGCUCUAACGAGGGCAGCGAGAUCCUGGACCUGGACAGUGACAUGUAUCUGGGUGGUUUGCCGGAGAGCGGUCAGGGCCUGAUCCUGCCGCCCGAGGUCUGGACCGCGCUGCUGAACUACGGUUACGUGGGCUGUGUCCGUGACCUGUUCAUCGACGGCAAGAGUCGAGACGUGCGUCGUCUGGCUGAGAUCCAGAGCGCUCCGGGCGUCAGCAGCUUCUGCACGCGUGAGCUCCAGAAGAGGUGCAGCAGCGCCCCCUGUGCCAACGGAGGACAGUGCAAGGAGGGCUGGAACCGCUACAUCUGUGACUGCACUGGAACCGGAUUCCUGGGAGCCAACUGUGAGAUCGAGGCGACGGUGUUGAGCUAUGAUGGCAGCAUGUAUCUGAAGAUCCUGAUUCCCAGCACGCUGCACACAGAGGCUGAGGAUGUGUCUCUGCGCUUCAUGUCCCAGCGAGCGUACGGUCUGCUCAUGGCCACCACCUCCAAAGAGUCAGCUGACACACUGCGGCUGGAGCUGGACGGAGGACGGGUCAAACUCACGGUCAACCUCGACUGUAUCAGGAUAGACUGUAACCUCAGUAAAGGUCCAGAGAUCCUGACGGCGGGUCAGAAACUGAAUGAUAACGAGUGGCACUCAGUGAAAGUGGUCCGGCGCGGGAGGAACCUGCAGCUGUCCGUGGAUAACGUGACUGUGGAAGGUCAGAUGACCGGUGAUCACACGCGUCUGGAGUUCCACAACAUCGAGACGGGCAUCAUGACGGAGCGCAGGUUCAUCUCCGUGGUGCCGUCUAACUUCAUCGGGCACCUGCAGGGCCUGACGCUCAACGGCGUGCCGUAUCUGGACCAGUGUAAGAACGGAGACAUCUCGUACUGCGAGCUGAACGCCCGCUUCGGCAUGCGCCACAUCAUCGCCGACCCCGUGACCUUCCGUAAUAGAGGCAGUUACCUGGCGCUGGCCACGCUGCAGGCGUACGCCUCCAUGCACCUGUUCUUCCAGUUCAAGACCACCAGCAGCGACGGCCUGCUGCUCUUCAACAGCGGCGACGGCAGCGACUUCAUCGUGGUGGAGCUGGUCAAAGGGUUCGUCCACUAUGUGUUUGACCUGGGGAACGGCCCGUCUCUGAUGAAGGGAAACUCUGAGAAGCCGCUCAAUGACAAUCAGUGGCACAAUGUGGUGGUCUCACGCGACACUAACAACGUGCACACGCUCAAGAUCGACUCUCGCACCGUGACACAGCACUCUAACGGAGCCAGGAACCUGGACCUCAAAGGAGAGCUGUAUAUCGGUGGAGUAGCGAGGAGCAUGUACAGCAGUCUGCCGAAGCUGAUCGCGUCUCGGGACGGAUACCAGGGAUGCCUGGCCUCCGUGGACCUGAACGGCCGGCUGCCAGACCUGCUCGCAGACGCCCUCCACAGAGUCGGCCAGGUGGAGCGAGGAUGCGACGGACCCAGCACCACCUGUACGGAGGACUCGUGUCAUCAUCAGGGGGUGUGUCUGCAGCAGUGGGAGGGCUUCUCGUGUGACUGCACCAUGACGUCCUAUGGGGGCUCGUACUGCAGCGAUCCUGGGACGACCUACAUCUUCGGCCGCGGAGGAGCCCUCAUCACGUACACGUGGCCCCCGAACGACCGGCCGAGCACGAGGGCAGACCGGCUGGCCGUGGGCUUCAGCACGCAGCUGAAGGAGGCCGUUCUGGUGCGGGUGGAGAGCGCCAAGGGACUCGGAGACUAUCUGGAGCUUCACAUAGAGCGCGGGAGGGUCGGCGUGAUCUUUAACGUGGGGACGGAUGACAUCGUCAUCGAGGAGAGCGGGGUGAUGGUCAGCGACGGGAAGUAUCAUGUGGUCAGAUUCACACGGAGCGGUGGGAACGCCACACUACAGGUGGACAAUCUGCCUGUGCUGGAGCGCUUCCCUUCAGGGGGCUUUGAUAGUGAACGGCUGGCUAUUGCUAGGCAAAGAAUCCCGUACCGACUCGGUCGGGUAGUUGACGAGUGGCUACUCGACAAAGGUCGGCAGCUGACCAUCUUCAACAGCCAGGCCUUCAUUAAGGUGGGCGGGGGUGAGAAGGGCCGUAACUUCCAGGGUCAGGUCUCGGGGCUGUACUAUAACGGCCUGCAGGUGCUGAAGCUGGCGGCGGAGGGCGAUCCGAAUGUUCAGGUGCAGGGGAACCUGCGUCUGGUGGGAGACGUGCCCUCCGUCAUGAGCACCGACACCACCUCCACCACACCCCUCGCAGACAUGUCCACCACCAUCAUGGAGACCACCACCACCAUGGCCACCACUACCACCCGCAGACAGCGCUCGCCCACCAUGAGAGACAGCGUCACGCAGAAUACUGACGAUCUCUUAGUAGCGUCAGCAGAAUGUCCGAGUGAUGAUGAAGAUCUCGAGGAGUGUGAGCCUGGAAACGGAGGUGAACUAGUGUUGCCAAUUAUAACUGUGGAUUCCCUUGACCCCCCAUCAAUUGUGACACAUUACCCCGUUAUUCCCCCGCCCCCGACCUAUCGCCCCUUCCUCACCUUGCUCGAGACCACCAAAGAUUCUCUCCCCUUGCCCGGCCGGCCCCCCUGUCCGCUGGACCAGGAGGACUGUGAAGAGCCCAUGGAGGUCUCGGCCUACGGCUCGGGCGAGAUGACGGAGUCCGACGAUGAGGAUUAUUAUAAAAACUCCCCCCUUGUCACUGACCGGACUGUACUCCCCCCUCCCCCUGCAGCCGGGGACCCCCGAGGCGACCGGCCAAUCGCACGUAAUCCCAAGUCCCCUCGCCCUCCGCUCCCGUUCGCCCCCACGGCCCCCCCGGUGCCCCGGCUCAAACCCGGCAUCAACAGUGGCCCCAACAUCCCCGCGGGUAAAAUGAACACCCGUGACCAGGUGCUGCUGCCGCCCAUACAGCCAUCGGGCGACCCGGAACAUGGCGGGCGGCACCGGCAUGUCCCAGGUAUAACAUAUCCUCCCAAUUUUCCCCAUGUGCCCACUACAGACCCCUCAUCACCAGACCGAGGGCCUCCAGGAGCAGUGGAGGUGAUCCGAGAGUCCAGUAGCACGACGGGCAUGGUGGUGGGCAUUGUGGCUGCAGCCGCUCUCUGUAUCCUCAUCCUACUCUAUGCCAUGUACAAGUAUCGCAACCGCGACGAAGGCUCCUACCAGGUGGACCAGAGUCGCAACUACAUCAGCAACUCGGCCACGCAAAGCAACGGAGCCCUGGUGAAGGAGAAGCAACCCGGUGCAGCCAAGAUGGGCACAAAGAGCAAGAAGAACAAAGACAAGGAGUAUUACGUCUGAGCUCGGCCUCCAGAGGGACCGAGGCGGAAGCGAGGGGGAGAAGGAGAGAGAUAGGAUGAGGAAUGGAAAGGGAGGGAGUAUUUAUUGCAGUUUACCAGUCUCUUUAAUUUCCAAUCUAGCUGUAGGUUUCAUUUCCAGUAAGAGAGUAUAUGAGUUCGAAAGCACAUAGGAUUCAGAAUCACCCCCUCCCUCAUUUCCAUUUUUGAUAACUAAUCCCUAUUACCAAAAUAAAAAUUCCCUCACUUGUAAUUUAACACUCUAGUUUGUACUUUGUUAAUACUAGUCCUCAAUAUUCAUAAAAUCUCCUAAUCUGAUGUCAAAACACCCCCGUUUGCCAGGCUGAUUGGGCGAUCCAUUGUUGCUCCAUUCGAGUAUUGGAUGCGGUUGAGAAUCGUUUGGGAAUGAGAGCAGUUCAGUUGGAACGGCUUGGCAUUGGUGACAUUUCAGGAACAGAUGGUGGCGAAAACGUUUAGCAGUCACACUACUCCGUAAUACUGCCAAACAAGCUCCGUGUCAAAUCCGUCUCCCUCUCUUUCCAAGUGAUUCACGUUUCCAUUCUCCCAUCCCAUCAUCCCUCUCUUUCUCUCUUUCCUCACACCCUUUCUUGGCUUGUUCUCUCUUUUUCUCCUUGGUGCUCAGGAGCAGAUGCAACGUAAUUCUGUUGUGUUUCCAGCAUGUGGUAUUCAAAAUGAAAAGAGACAAAAACUGUUCUGUGGAGUUAAACAAAUAAAUAUAUAUCUAUAUAUCAAACUGUUACAACUAGCGAAACAUCUGUGGAUGAUACCUUAAGCCCCUAGGACUCUCGGUGGCCUGCAGUCACCCUGCAUUCAAGCAAAUAUUCGUUGUGUGUUUUUGGGGUUCCCCAAGGAUCUGUCCUGGACCCGCUGAGGAUCUUGGUUUCUGCUCCACAUUUAAGAACAUGAAACCCCCAGCAGCAAAUAGAUAUAUUCAAAUACAAAGACAAAGGGACAUGAGCAACUGAAGGUCUGAUGCGCUUGAUCAUGCCAACAAACCGUAUCAGUGGAAAACAGCAGAGCAGGAUGCUAGGAUGUCUUUUGUUUUGUUUUCUAUAUGUGUGUGUCUGUAUGUGUGCUUUUUUAUUUAGUCACAAUGUCAAAGGGAAAAGACAAUAACGAUCCAAUUAAUGUAAAUCCCAUGUAGGGAACGUAAACUCAGCUGCGUCUUUGACCACGUUCUCUCAGGAGGAAAGAAGGUAUGAACUUUGAGCAUUUAAUGGAACGAACUCUCAAAUGAAAGACAAAAUGGCUUGUUCCUUGGAAGAUGUACAUCUUGAACUCUAGUAUUCAAAUUUUCUCAACUCUAUGAAAAGAACUAAACUCUACAUUGAAAAGAAAAUGUUUAAAACAGUUUGUGAAAUGUCUAAAUAUUUGAAUCUCAUCCCAGUGCUAAAAGAGAUGUGUUUUUCCUAAUUAUCAUCCGUAAGAAAAAAAAAAGAAAAACAAAAAAAGAAAGUGCAGUGAAAUGCAAAGAUCAGUGAAUCGGAUUCCAGAAAGCAGAUGCUCUUUUUAGUAUAAAACAGCAAAAUGUGAUUUGGUUUACAAGAGAACAUUUCCUUUACAGGCAGGAGAGUAUCUCCUUGUAUCCAGAAGACUUUGAUCAUCAUCGUCAUCAUCCUCCGUUUAAAUCAUGUUGCUCGCUUUACUCAGCGUGUGGAGGGCUGUUCAUACUCCAUUCUCACUCAAUGAGGACCAGACCUCAUCAUCAUCAUUCGAUUUCACUCUUCCAUCUCUGUGUGUUUGUGUGAGCGUUUGUCUGUGUGAAUGUGUUUCCAUUCUAUCCGUUCCAGUUCAGGUUUGUCGGAUGCGUUUCUCCUCAGCUCUCUUGUUCUUUCUAAAUGUUAUUGUAGAGUGUCCCAGUGAGAUGAAUCUGCAUACGUGUAUAUUAUCAGAAGGGAAUACAAUUGGUUAUAUACUUCUUA
This is a messenger RNA of Carassius gibelio (silver crucian carp), 7783 nucleotides long. Its product is annotated as neurexin-2-like. The coding region runs from base 823 to 5844 and encodes 1673 amino acids. The transcript has 23 exons. The record is from RefSeq and is a predicted model, not a curated record. NCBI's taxonomy places the organism in Eukaryota, Metazoa, Chordata, Actinopteri, Cypriniformes, Cyprinidae.